Symbiodinium sp. CCMP2592 is the source of this 5448-nucleotide messenger RNA. The record is from the annotation of a GenBank genome assembly. NCBI's taxonomy places the organism in Eukaryota, Dinophyceae, Suessiales, Symbiodiniaceae.
AUGGUCCGCGCGCUUUGCGCCCUUCUCUCAUGCCUGGCACUGGCAUGCGAUGCAGCAGAAGAGCUCCCCACUGAGAAUUCGACCUUGAAGUUGACGUGUUUCGGCUGGCGGUUGGAGCAACCAGAGCUCAUCGUUACAAACUCCGGGGCCUUCCUGAAUGGAGUUGCGAUCAGUGAUGAUCAGCUGCGGAGUAUCCACGAGGUUUCAAACGAUCUCAUCGUGACCGAUGACAAAGUUCUCACAAACUUGGACAUGCUGGCAGGGAUUGAACGAGUUGGUGGCAAUGUGGAGAUCCGCUACAACUCAGUCCUUCAGGAUUUCUCAGGUUUGUCAGGCCUGCAAAGCGUUGGUGGUUCGGUGAAUAUUAUCGGCAACAGAGGCGUUCAAAAUCUGGCGGGCUUCGCCGACUUAAAGGUUAUCGGAAGGUUUUUGAGGGUGCAUCACAAUGAGCGGCUGGAACUACUUGGGGGGUUUGAUUCGCUGACUCGUGUCGGCAGAGAUCUUUCCAUUCGUGGAAAUAGUAGGCUGCAGAGCAUGCCACGAAUGCCCCAGCUCAAGAUGGUUGACGGCAAGGUGGAGGUGGUGUUCAACAGAGCCAUGAGUGCGGCUUAUGGAAUGGAGUCCCUCGAGUUUAUCGGAGGGAACCUGGCGAUCAAGGACAACGAUAACCUGACCAACAUGACCAUGCUGCCCGCUGUUCGGGAGAUCGUUGGCAAGUUCGAAGUGAGCUACAAUCAGGCCCUGCUGGAGGUUGGUGGACUUGAGAACCUUACUCAGAUUGGCAGCUUGGCCGUGGUCAGCAACCCGUCGCUCAAGACCGCCGACUUUGCAAACUUAUCAGUUGUUCAUGGUGCGGCUGAGGUCAUGUAUAACGAGGGGUUGCAGGAACUGGGCCUCAGGAAGCUUGUAUCAGUGGGGGUGACUUUAGGAGAUGACAAAGACGACGAACCAACUCACUUCAAGCUCAACGACAACGACAACAUGACACAAGUCGAGUUGCCCAGCCUUGUGUCUAUCGCCAAUCUGGAAGUACGUUGGAAUGCGCAACUGAAGCACGUCUCGACGACGGUGGCGUCCACCCACAGUAUUAUUAUCGAGGCAAACUACCUUCUGCAAGAGAUCCUGAUGCCCAACGUCACAGAGAUCAAUGGUGAGCUUCGUUUGGCUUUCAACGCAGUCAUUCCUGACAUCUCCAGCUUCGACUCGCUAAAGCUGGUCAAGGGUGACAUUAACAUUCAAGAGAACAAAGCCUUGGAGGACCUCUCUGGCUUUGGGCAGCUCCGAGCAGUGACGGGAGACUUUGAAGUAACUUCCAAUCCAGCUCUUCGGGAUUUGAGUGGCUUGUCCUCCGACUUCAGUGUCGGAGGGAACUUGCAGAUCUCAGAGAAUGACAACUUGUUGGGGCUCAGCGGUAUGUCCGCCCUGCCCGACGUGAAGGGCUUUGCCGUCCUGAGCUUCAACUGUUCAGGCAACUCCGUGAGACCAGCGAACACUGCAACAUGCGUUCCUUGCGAAGCCUGGCACUAUGCUGAAGAUCAGCGCUGCAAGGUCAAUUACACUUUUCUCGUCAUUGUUGCGUUCGUUUCUAUCCUCUCGUUCUGCAUCGUUGCCACGCUCUUCGUGACGUUCAGGAAAGUCAUGCCCGUCGAAAGCAUCGUGUCGGUUCCGGGCAGGGUCCUCCUGAGGACCCAAGACAGGCAUUACUUGCUCCGAGGCGUUUGGAGCUGUGACUUUCCGUUGGUCAUUGACCACACAGGAUGCGACCUCCUGGAUAAGCCGUCUAAGAGGCCUCUCAAAGCCAGGGCUGUCAGCGACAAAGAGCUUGAGAUCCUGGUAGUCGUCGAGAAAGCAGGGAAUCCGAGACGGUCCAUGAGCUCUCUCCAAGACAUUCCUUUAUUUGUGGACGUGCUGCAGACAGAGCCAGGCUUUGGCAUGCCAGUCGAUUCCAUGGCUUCGGGCAGCACUGUCAUCAGCGGCCAGGGGGUGGCCCGGGUUAGCUGUCCCUGGGAGCUGCGAGUGGUUGGCUUUGGGCUACCUGCUGCAGUUUGGCUGAGCUUCUUCCUAGUAGCGAUUGCUGGUUUCCUUGGUGCUGGAUUCUUGCUUGGCAUCGCGCCCGCGAUCAUCCUAGAUUCGGUCGGCUGCGGCUCCCUCCUGGGGGCGGGAGUAUCCCUGGCAUUUCGAGCCUAUGCGAUCCGUCGCAGACAGUGGAAGAGGCGCGCUCGAAGCAAAGCAGUGCGAGAGAAGGCUCUGCUUGGAGACUUGGAGCAUGCUGUGCGGAGUGGAGAUGACCCAGCUCUACAUCGCAUUCAGUACGAGCUGCAGUCCUUGAAGUCCUGGGGCCCUCAGCGCUUUUCCUCGACCUUGCAUGCGGUGAAGCAGAAGCAAAGUCAGGAGGCCGGCGUCAGCAUCUCGUACUUGCUUUCCGCCGAGUUCAAAAUGCUGGCACAGACGCGAAGCAAGUUGGAUGAUCCAAAUUUCUACGAUCUCAAAGAUGCAUUCUUUCUGUCUACCGACCCAAUAGCAAUUGGCAGCGACAAAGUUUGCCCUCGUGACGGCAAGCUGGGAUGCGCCUUUGUCGAUGUUUUGGACCUCUGCCACAGGGGAGACUGCACGCACUUCUUGUCGUGGACCUGGGGAUAUUCCUUGAACCUCGUGCGCAGCUCCAUGACGGCAUGGAUUGACCAAAGCAAGAUCGAUCCUCAGAAGACCUUUUUGUACAUGUGCUUCUUUGUUAACAACCAGUACCGGAUUCUGCUGGAUCAGAACGGCGCCGGCAGCAUGGGCUCGAACCUGAAAGAUGUUUUCGGCGAUAACUUGCAACGGAUUGGCCGCAUGGUCGCACUCCUUGACGGUUGGGAGAAACCGACAUAUCUCUCUCGCAUAUGGACAAUUUUCGAGCAGUACACGGCGGUGGUGUUGGAGAUCGAGGUCACAUUUAUCCUGCCCGAAGUGUCUGGAGAUAGCUUGCUCGAAGAGAUCCGCAAAGGCGAGGAGGGCAUUGUUCGCGUGCGGGAUUCCCUUUGCGAUGUCGACGCCGAGAUCGCGUGCGCAUGGUGUCCGGAAGACGAAAUGCAAGUCAAAAGUAUGAUCGAGGAAACCAUCGGCUUCGAGAAAGUAAAUGCGAAGGUGCAGGAACUAAUGAUUGCAUGGGUGGCAACCAUGGUCAAGGACUAUUUGGGUGGCCUGGUCGUGAGUGGGUCUCGCCGAUUGAAGCGAUCGGGAGCACAGACACAGCUCCUUUCAACUACGACUCUCGGCCACAGGUCAAGCACCAGGACGAACGCCAGCACAGUGGUGUCGUUGCAACCGGUCCGAACGGGGCAGCGUGGUGAGCCUGUAUGGGCAGCUUACAUGUACGGGUACGUGUCUGAAGCGUCACGGGUGUUGCAUGGUCAGACGGCCGAUUGCGCAGCAAAAGUUCGCGCAGAAGUCUUGCUUGCUUGCGAGCCUGCGUCGACCAUGACGAAAUGCUCAGGACAGCGGGCUACGGGGCCACGACUUGCCCUGAUGUCAUCUCAAAGUUCGGAUGCCAAGGCGUGUAAGUCGGGCCAUGAGGCUUCCGGACGUGAGAUUCAGUUGAUCCAUGACGUCUCGAUGCAGGCUUGUGGGCUCCGAUCUCCGAAUUUUGCCCAGUCUCCUGCUCGACAGCAGAAUGCAAACGGAGGUGCUUUUCAGAUCAGUGAUAUGGUGGAUGGAGUGCCUCUUGCUGUGAAUCGAAAGGCAUUUGCAGGACGUAUGUUCACCGUCGAUUUCACCGGUGAACGAAUGCGUGCAGAAGACCCUGGCAAUUCACAAGGACCUCGAAUGAAAAUCCUCAGAGAAGGUGAUGUCUGCAGCAGAGACCCACUGCCAGCCAACCUGACUGGCAUCGAGUGCCGGCAGCCAAGCCAAUCUGGACUUUUUACAGGCUGGGUAUGCACGACACCACCCUCUUUGGCCACUGAAUUCUUGCACCGCUGGGGUGGUAUAACCAUGAACGCAUGUGGGAAGUUCCAGCUGUGCCACUGCAACCGGAUGUGUGACAUAGCGGCCAAUUGGGUCCGUGCGGGCAACCUGGAGGUGGAGCCAGUUCUCACAUGGGGGAGUAUGGACCAACCGCUUCCUGGUUGCGAUGCAUACAUUCCAACCUUGCCGCCGCCACCUGACCCCGUCGAGCCUGUGGAAAUACUGCAAAAGUCUAUUGUCACCAUCUACGUCAGCAUUGACGGCGGUCUGCAGCCACAAGACGUCGUGUUCAUGGCGAUCGCGGCGGCCUUUUCAAGUUACACAUCGAUGAGGUCAAAUCUGCUCGGCAAGAUGGUUCCGGAAACAAACGAUGUCGAGAUAGAGGACUUCGACCGCCCCUUCCGCAGGCUGCACACCGUCAGGAGGGCCGCAGAAUGUGCAGACGACGAUGCGGAAUUCGUGGCCAAGUCUAGCUUGGGGGUGACAAGCUGCGCAGAGGCCUUAACGCUUCUAGGAAACCUGGAUCUCCUUUGUUCUGACGAAAGCCUACAAGCAGCAGUCCUGGAUGGCUGCCAGCGCACCUGUGGAAUUUGCCAGCCUCAAGACCAGACGACCAGCACGGAGACACCGCUAAGCAGCAGCACGUCGGAAGCACCCGAGCUGCAGAUCGACUGGCCUGGCGACAGCAAUGCUUUGCGACUCAUCGUUCGCAUCACCACUCGCACCAACCAAGUGCGUGAAGCGGUCACCUACAACUUGGAACAGCUGAGAAACAACCAGGGCCCGCUCUUGCAGGUGAUCUACCAGGAGCUCGAGGCCGUGGGCCUGUCGGGCGCCAGUAUACCAGGGCAGAUGUGGGUGCACGUGGCGCUCGGCCCAACGGUGGAGAUGGCGCCACCCGACACCACAACCACCGAGCCACCGCCUGUUUGGACGGCGAGCACAACGAUAGUUGUCGUCCUGGCGAGUGCUCUCGGCGUUUCUGCGCUUGUUUCUUGCUGCGCAGUCGCCUUCUAUAUGUACUACCAGCGCCAAAAGUACGCGGUUGCUGUGGGUACGGAAGAUCAGGAAGUCGUCCAUCGAUCAGAGGGUGGAUACAGGAUGAAAAAGAAGAUAAUCCCUGGCCAAGCCCCAGACACGAAGCCCAAGAAGCCUUCGCGGCUGUCCAAAUGCUGCGAGAAACUUUGGCCCAAACGACAAGUGCGGCGGAUAGCACCGGUGUCACAGGCGGGUGGUGGGCAGCUCGCAGUGGGCGCUCACAUCCGAUUAGUCGGGCUUUCACAGGCGCACUUCAACGGGCUGGAAGGUUUCAUUACAGGUGGUCCGAACGAGAAGGGCCGCUAUUCAGUGGACGUGAUCGUUGACGACGACGAGAUGACUCGCGAAAUGCAGACUUUGAGCUUCAAGCCUGAGAAUCUGCGGCUGGUGCCACCAGAGAACGCGAACAACAACCAGGUGCCAGGCCCAGGACGCGGUCCAUCGAGCUACCGUCAAGGUCCAUGA